Ctenopharyngodon idella (grass carp) is the source of this 1854-nucleotide messenger RNA. It is a transcript of the gene cdk5r2a, whose product is annotated as cyclin-dependent kinase 5, regulatory subunit 2a (p39). The coding region runs from base 330 to 1265 and encodes 311 amino acids. Gene Ontology annotation, molecular function: protein kinase binding; cyclin-dependent protein serine/threonine kinase activator activity. Gene Ontology annotation, cellular component: protein kinase 5 complex; cytoplasm. The record is from RefSeq and is a predicted model, not a curated record. Gene Ontology annotation, biological process: brain development; activation of protein kinase activity; positive regulation of cyclin-dependent protein serine/threonine kinase activity. The transcript has a single exon. Lineage: Eukaryota; Metazoa; Chordata; Actinopteri; Cypriniformes; Xenocyprididae.
GGUUUACAGGUCUGUACCUUUAGUUUUUUUGCCCGGCUACACAUUGCAAGUCCUGCCCAUUGCUCCCGCUGUCUGAGGCUGCGCGCGCAGUGGGAUGCAGAAGGAGUGGCGGAGCGCGCGCGUGUGACCGAAGCGAGCAUCGAUUAUCACAUAGGUACGCUAACCUAAUCAACUCAACAGCUGUUUUCUCCCCACUGUAUACCCAGUGGUCACGCGAAACAUAAAUGGACGUGAACCUGUGACUCUGAAGUCGCACCUCCCCGAGGCACUCAAGGCGAGACAGCGCAUUCCGAAGGGCCGGUGGUGGGUGUUGGUCGUCAGUGGAAAAGAUGGGCACGGUGCUCUCUAUUUCCCCCACUUCCAGAAAAGGAGGGAUUCUGGAUGAGAAAACGGAUGGAGCUAGCGGCAAGACGGAGAAGAGCCUCAAGCGCCAUUCGGUGCUGAUAUCAGCUCUGACGUGGAAGCGGCUAGUCGCUGCCUCGGCCAAGAAGAAGAGUGCCAAGAAAGUGAACCCGAACCCACCCGUUUCUCACACCAGUAACCCGGUGGACCAGCUUAACACUGAGAAUCUCAAAAAGUCCCAAUCAGGCUCUGAGCGCAAGACGAAGUCUGGACCUCUUGCAGUGCCAGUCCCUACAGUACCGGAUAAAAGCCUUCGAUCCAAUCAAACCCAGAAUGCGUCCCAGAACGGAAAGCAGCUGCUUUCGGUCCAGCGGCAGCCGAGCAGCCGCUCCAUCAUCUCCCCGAGACGAGUCAUCGUGCAAGCCUCCACAGGAGAGCUCCUGCGCUGCCUGAGCGAGUUCAUGUGCAGGAGGUGCUACAAACUCAAAGAGCUGAGCCCAAACGAGAUCAUCCUGUGGUUCCGAAACGUCGACCGCUCGCUGCUCAUCCAAGGCUGGCAAGACCAGGGUUUCAUCACUCCUGCCAACUUGGUGUUCGUCUACCUGCUCUGCCGCGAGGCGGUGACCGAGGAUAUCUCCAGCGAGUACGAGCUGCAGGCCACCUUUCUCACCUGCCUGUACCUGGCUUACUCUUACAUGGGCAACGAGAUCUCGUACCCGCUCAAGCCCUUCCUGGUGGAGACCAACAAGGAGGUGUUCUGGGAGCGCUCCCUGCGGAUCAUUGAUAAAAUGAGUGCCAAAAUGCUGCAGAUCAACUCCGACCCGCACUUCUUCACCGAGGUCUUCCAGGACCUCAAGAACGAGGGGGGCUCAAACGAUACGAACGGAAGAUGGAGUAAUAAUACUAAUAAUCUGGACCGCUAAGUGUUGAAAGGAGAGAGAAGCUCUCUGAUACCUCUCCGCACCCUUCCUUCGAGGGUGGAAUGAAUGUAAGGCCCGACUGCUGAAGGUGUAAGAGUGUUUCACUCUACUACUGCUGGUUUAUGGAAACGGAUUUCGCCUCACCUCAGUGAGAGGGGGUUUACGUUAUCACAUGUGUAAAAUACAACCUUCAUGACCCAGUGAAUGUCACGAGCGCGAUCUGGGGUUUCUUCAUAGUUUACUUAAUGCAUGCUUAAAGAAUUCUACUCGUAUCAUCAUUGUGGUUUUUGAAGAAGAAGAAAACAAUAAUAAUAUUAACAAAGAGGUGUUGGAGCCGAGCUAAAACGAGAGAUGUAAAUUAUUAGCUUCAGUGCUGGGGUCUUAUUUUUCUAUUAGUUUCAGAAACGAUGUUGUCACGGGGUGCUGGCCUGCAACAGACACUCUCCUCCUGUCUCCUGUGGCGCCUGAUGCUGUCUAUCUGAAUGUACUGUUUUACAACAAAACGAUUCUCUACAGUCAUAUGUGCCAAUUGUCAUAGUAUAAAACGUAAUGUUUUAUAUUGUAUAUUUGAAAAUAUAUGAAUACAAAUACC